AAUAAUUUAUUUUUGCCGCAGGUCCGCAAGGAGAGCCAGGACCUCCAGGAAAGCGGGGCAAGAAGGGCAAAAAAGGCGACGCUGGAGAACUUGGUCCACCUGGUCCAAUUGGAUUAGACGGGCCGAAAGGUGAUCCGGGUCGCCCAGGUGACAAAGGACAAAAAGGGGAAUUAGGGAGCCCCGGCUUUGAUGUCUUCUCGGCUGUAAAGGGGCUUCAAGAACGCGGGCAUAAUAUAUCUGCGCAGACAAUUAUUCAAUUGAAGGGCGAACCAGGAGAGCCAGGACCUCCAGGACCACCCGGGCCGCAAGGCUCAGAAGGAAUAGCAGGGCAAGACGGUCGCCAGGGAAUCCCAGGAGAAGUAGGCCCUCCCGGAGAAAAGGGCGCUUCUGGGCCGGUAGGACCCGCAGGACCCGUCGGACCUCCAGGAACGCCAGGACCAAAGGGGAAAUCUGGCGAUUACGGACCUCCAGGAUUUCCGGGAUUGCCAGGCCAUCCAGGGAUCCCCGGUAUGCCAGGACGCAAUGGAACUAGGGGUGUUCCGGGAAGACGUGGUGACAAAGGCGACAAGGGCGACCGUGGAUUGACAACUUCACUGGACGGAAAGCAGAUUCCUCUCGGGACCUUUGAAGGACCACCCGGUCCACCGGGACCUCCUGGAGCCCAAGGCGAAAAGGGAGAUCUGGGUCCAAUAGGGCCACCCGGCCCCCCCGGGGAGAAGGGAGCCAGGGGCAAGCAAGGCAAGAGGAUGACAGGGGACUGCCGUUGUCCACGAUCAUUGAGAAUUGGCCUUCCCGGUUUACCAGGUGAAAAAGGCAACCCUGGGAAUCCAGGGCUACCAGGACCUAAGGGCGACGCAGGAGUACCGGGGGCUGCCGGGGUAAACGGAAUCAAUGGCGAAGCUGGAAUACAAGGUCCACCGGGACUCCCGGGAUUAGCGGGACCCAAGGGCGAGAAAGGCGAGUACGGCGACAUUGGACCACCAGGGUUGAUGGGUCCACCAGGACUACCUGGACCGCCGGGCGCGCCGGGUAUCAAGGGAGAAAAAGGCGAUAAAGGAGAAUCGAAGUACAAAAAAUUGAGAAGAAGACAGGGCGACGGCACUUUUGAAGUGAACGCUGGAGAAGUGAUAAUGGGUCCUCCAGGUCCACCAGGUCCAGCUGGUAAUCCAGGACUACAAGGACCUCCUGGAAUCAAAGGAGACCGAGGGCACGAUGGUACUAAAGGAGAACCUGGCGAGAAGGGCGCCAAGGGGGACCCCGGCCCUAUGGGACUACCUGGCCCAAUGGGACUGAGAGGUGAAGCAGGACGACCUGGCGAUGCCGGAAAACCCGGAACGAUGGGAUCGCCGGGCUUAGACGGUAUGAAGGGAGCGCAAGGCGAGCCUGGAGUCAAAGGCGAGCGCGGUGACUCAGGUCUACCCCUUAACACUAAUUCCAUUUGCAUUUGUCCUCAGGGUACUGAUGGGAUUCCCGGUGCUCAGGUAUAG
Cotesia congregata is the source of this 1487-nucleotide messenger RNA. The record is from the annotation of a GenBank genome assembly. Lineage: Eukaryota; Metazoa; Arthropoda; Insecta; Hymenoptera; Braconidae.